Molecule: messenger RNA, 1964 nt
Organism: Brachypodium distachyon (stiff brome)
Lineage: Eukaryota; Viridiplantae; Streptophyta; Magnoliopsida; Poales; Poaceae
Product: myb family transcription factor PHL11
Exons: 6
Molecular function (GO): DNA-binding transcription factor activity; DNA binding
Source: RefSeq, a predicted model, not a curated record
GUCAAAAUUCGUUUUCUUUUGCUAGACUAUCAUGGCAGCGACAUGAUGAAAUUGUUCUUGUCCUUUUUCUUUCGCCUAGACGAACCACGUAUAUGCUGCGAGAACACACCACAAAAGCACAAAGAUGAUCCAUCAAAGUCGACGAUGCAUGACGGUAGCUGUCUGUCAUUGAAUUCACAUAUAGCCAUCCUCCGAUCCGAGCCUUUCUAGCAUCAUCGACGGAAGCAUGGGAGUCAAAGAAUAAUACUAGCCCAGAUUCGCUUUACACGUAGCUUUCUCAAUUUGGUCACCGUAAAUAGUACCCCCAAUCCCAUCCUUUGUGAACGAAUCUAGCCGCCUGUCACACGUCAGAAUACAACUACGGGGAGGAGGUGCUGGUGCCAAUCGUUGAUAUGGAUGCAGUACGAGGCAAUGUGCUAUAGGGCCAGGACCAUGUGUAGGUAGCCGAGAUGCUCGAUCGCCUCGUGUCGUCGACGGAACAAUUUUGUUGUUUUGUUUCUUGCGCCCGUCGGCGUACGUGCCGUUGAGGCUCAACCAAAAGUCUCCCUAGAUUCCGCCCGGGUACACAUGAUCCUCGUCGUCUUGUCCUCGCGUACUAGACUUCACACUGCACACCGGAUCUUUCUCUCCCAGCAGCACCAGGCAGCAAAGCUAAGCGGACUGCGUUAUAUACUGAGCAUACGCCAGGGAGCUCACUUCCUGCUCAGUCUUGGCCGUGGCCGGAGUCCGGAGAGGAGGAAGCAACGACAGACCGAUCGAGAUGUUUGAAGGGAGCUACGGCGGCGGUUGUGCUGCCGGGGCAGAAGCGGCGCUGUCGCGGGACCCGAAGCAGCGGCUGCGGUGGACGCCGGAGCUCCACCGGCGCUUCGUCGACGCCGUCGCCAAGCUCGGCGGCCCGGACAAAGCGACGCCCAAGUCGGUGCUCAGGCUGAUGGGCAUCAAAGGCCUCACUCUGUUCCAUCUCAAAAGCCACCUUCAGAAGUACAGGAUGGGAAGGCAAACUAAGAAAGCCACAGACCUGGAACUAGCAAGCAGUGGUGGAUUUGCAGCGGGAGACAUCAGUUUCUCAAUCGGAACGCCUCGUCUUGUUCCUGCUGGAGAUGACAACAGAGAAAUAUCACCCACAGAUACACUCAGGUAUCAAAUUCAGGUCCAAAGAAAACUGCAUGAACAACUCGAGGUGCAAAAGAAGCUGCAUGCGCGAAUAGAGGCUCAAGGGAGGUAUUUAAAGGCAAUACUAGAGAAAGCCAAGAAAAAUAUUUCUGUUGACAUAAAUGGAUCUCCCAACAUAGAAUCAACAAGAUCACAGUUCAUGGAUUUCAACCUAGAUCUUUUAGGUUUGAUGGACAAUGGAACACAGAUGUAUGAAGAAAACAGUGAACAAUUGAUGAAAGCUAUAUCUGAUAACAAUCUUAAAGAUAAUAAUUUAGAUUUCCAGCUCUACGAUGUAGGAAGCCAGGAGGCUAAGAAUGUCAGAUGCACUCCGAGAACUGAAGACCUGCUCCUAUUAGACUUGAAUAUUAAAGGAGGACAUGACCUCUCUUCUACAGGAAUGCAAUGAUGUGAGUUCGACUUGAAGAUCAACCAGCAGAAAGGAUACAGAUUCCUUGGAGAGGGCAGACAGUUUUGGGAAAUUUCAACAUUUGCUAUUAGAACAUUUUUACCUGUGCCAAUGUUGAGGAUGCUUGGUCACGAGCUUGAUUUACUCUGUGGUAAUGCUAAAUUUACUGAAGAAAAUUAUAAAUGCUUGAAGCAUGCAGUGUAUACAUAUGUACAGUGAAGCUGGAGAAUGAGACAACAUAUGAGAAUCUAGCAUCAAGAUAUAUGCAUAUUCUAAGUUUUAGUUUUUUUACCAUGAAUUGCGCAAUUUGACGUUUUUUUACGUCAGGUAGGGCAAUCAGAAUAAACCUGAUCAGUUUGAUCAGAAGUUCAGAACUAUAUUCAGCAUUUCCAGUUUUAGGUCU